Molecule: messenger RNA, 1879 nt
Organism: Perca flavescens (yellow perch)
Lineage: Eukaryota; Metazoa; Chordata; Actinopteri; Perciformes; Percidae
Gene: ndufaf7
Product: NADH:ubiquinone oxidoreductase complex assembly factor 7
Exons: 10
Coding region: 326-1681 (451 amino acids)
Biological process (GO): mitochondrial respiratory chain complex I assembly
Cellular component (GO): mitochondrion
Molecular function (GO): protein-arginine omega-N symmetric methyltransferase activity
Source: RefSeq, a predicted model, not a curated record
CCCUCACCAGUCUGUUAGCAUAUCACUCUUACACAAGGACUUUGUAGUUUUAAGCUACUGUAAACGACUGACAGACACAAAUGAACACCUGAUGAACACAUGUAUAUUUUUAUCAUUUGUACCCGAAGCAAAAACGUUAUUUCCGGCUGCGGUUGCGUUCGUAUUUGACCUUUUAACGUAACGUUACUUGUAGCUAACGUGGCUAAAGCUCAAUGGCUAACAGCUAACUGUCAGUGAGCUGAGAGUUGAGCCAUGUGGUUGAAGUUAUAUUACUUACUUCUAUUAACAGUGUCCUAGUUGUAUUUAGUCGGACAUUACCAGCAGAAUGAGGGCUUGUUUUGGUGUUAAAACACAGCUGCUCAUCAGCAGAGUCUUCAGUCGUCCAUCAACAGCAGUGCGAUGGCGAGCAGCUCAGACCAGACUCCUCUGCAGCCCUCCAACCGGCGAGGAAAAGCCCCGGCACUCCAUGCUGCGACACCUGACCACCAAAAUAAAAGCCACAGGUCCGAUUCCUGUGGCGGAGUACAUGAGAGAGGUGCUCACCAACCCAGUGACGGGUUAUUACGUGAGGAACAACAUGCUGGGACCGGACGGAGAUUUCAUCACGUCACCAGAAAUCAGUCAGAUCUUCGGAGAACUGCUCGGCGUGUGGAUCAUCAGCGAGUGGAUGGCAGCCGGUCGACCCAAACAGCUGCAGCUGGUCGAGCUCGGACCUGGGAAAGGAUCGCUGGCCAGCGACGUCCUCCGAGUGUUCAGCCAGUUGCGGUCCGUGCUGGGCGGAGCCUCCGUGUCCCUCCACCUGGUGGAGGUGAGUCCGGCGCUGAGUCGUCUUCAGGCCCAGAGUCUGACCGGGAGCCACAGCCAGGAGGCGCACGCCGGCGAGGCUGAGCCGGUGUACCGCCGCGGGGAAACCGCCGGCGGGCUGCCGGUGUCCUGGUACCGGCGCCUGGAGGAUGUCCCCGCAGGAUUCAGCAUCUUUCUCGCUCACGAGUUCUUUGACGCUCUGCCCAUCCACAAAUUUCAGCGGACGCAGAAAGGCUGGAGGGAGGUGAUGGUGGACAUCGACCCGGAGAAGCCCGACCAGCUGAGGUUCGUCGUGGCACCGUCUCCCACUCUGGCCUCGUCCACGCUCGUACAGGCAGAUGAAGGGCGUGGCCAUGUGGAGGUGUGUGCGGAGGGCGGAGUCAUCAUCCAGCAGCUGGCCCGGAGGAUCCUAGAAGACGGCGGCGCGGCGCUGAUUGGCGACUACGGCCACGACGGAACCAAGACGGACACGUUCAGGGGUUUUAAAGGCCACCGUCUCCACGACGUCCUGUCCUCUCCCGGCUCGGCCGACCUCACCGCCGACGUGGACUUCAGCUUCCUGCGGAGGAUGGCCGGAGGGGGCGUGGCCUGUCUGGGACCCGUCCCACAGAGGAUCUUCCUGAAAAACAUGGGCAUCGACUCCCGGAUGCAGGUUCUGCUGAGGAGCUGCGGCGACGCGUCCACCCGGCAGCAGCUGAUCGCCAGCUACGACGUGCUGACCAACCCGGCCAAGAUGGGCGAGCGCUUCCACUUCUUCGGCCUGCUGCACCCCCGCCGGCUGGCCCGGCCUGCCCCGCCGGCGGGGCUGACGCUGGAGAAGAAGCCGAGCCCGGCGCCGCUGCCUGUGGCCGGGUUCACCGAGCUCAGCUUCUCCUGAACACUUUGACCCGAAGCUCGGAGAAGCUCGGAGAAGCUCGGAGAAGCUCGGAGAAGCUCGGAGAAGCUCGGAGGCCGUCGGGACUUUUCUAGAGAGGUUACGGAGCUCAGACGGACAGUACGGGACAUUUCUAGGGCUGUGCUCGAUUGAAGAACUUCUUAGUCGACUAACACUCAUUCAGUUGUACCGACUAAUUGA